Cadophora gregata is the source of this 1191-nucleotide messenger RNA. It is a transcript of the gene PDX1, whose product is annotated as pyridoxine biosynthesis protein. The coding region runs from base 1 to 1191 and encodes 396 amino acids. Gene Ontology annotation, molecular function: dihydrolipoyllysine-residue acetyltransferase activity. The record is from RefSeq and is a predicted model, not a curated record. Lineage: Eukaryota; Fungi; Ascomycota; Leotiomycetes; Helotiales; Ploettnerulaceae. The transcript has a single exon. Gene Ontology annotation, cellular component: pyruvate dehydrogenase complex. Gene Ontology annotation, biological process: pyruvate decarboxylation to acetyl-CoA.
AUGCCAGCUCUAUCUCCUACAAUGACCGAAGGCAAUAUCGCAAAGUGGGCAGUCAAGGAGGGGGAUACGUUCUCCGCUGGUGACAUCCUGCUGGAAAUUGAGACGGACAAGGCAUCCAUGGACGUAGAGGCUCAAGACGAUGGGAUAAUGGCAAAGAUUUUGCAAGGGGACGGAACGAAAGGAAUCAAAGUAGGCGCUCGAAUUGGUGUUCUCGCAGAACCAGACGACGACCUCAGCACUCUUGAAAUACCCGCCGAAGACAGUACAAACUCAUCUCCUCCAAAAGAAGAAUCCAAAUCCGCACCCUCAGAGACCAAAUCCGAAGCUUCUCCUCCGAAAGCAUCAAGUCCAGAGAGUUCGUCCUCUUCUACCCCAGCAAAGAAGUCCUCCGGCCCAGCGAAGAAGCAGACCUACCCACUUCUCCCCUCGGUCGAGCACCUCAUUCACGAGCACAACAUUGACCCCUCCAAAAUCGACGAGAUGACCCCAUCAGGACCCAACAAUCGCCUGCUGAAGGGUGACGUUCUUGCCUACCUGGGCACAGUGUCGUCUUCCUACCCUGCCGAGCUAUCUAGCAAGAUCUCCAAAUUGAGCCACCUCGACCUGAGCAACAUCAAGCUUGCAGCACCUGCUCCUAAGCCAACAGCAGAGAAGGCCGCAGCGUCUGCACCAACCCUCGAACCAGUUAAAGAUCUAGAAGUUGCUGUACCGAUUUCGAUGAAGGCAGUGUUGGAGGUACAGAAGCGAAUCCAGAGCACUCUCGGCGUGUUCAUGCCACUUUCAACCUUCAUCGCACGCGCCACAGAAGUCGCGAAUGACGAUCUCCCACGCUCAAAUUCCUACAAGCCAACCGCAGAUGACCUCUUCAACUCCGUUCUCGGUCUUGAUAAAGUCGCUACUGCAUCAGGUGUUCGGGGUUCCUUCCUCCCUCAAAUUACUGCUCUACCAUCAGCUGCUCCUUGGACGACAUUUGCAAAGACUCCGGCAAAGAAGAGCGACAUCAUUGAUAUCUUGUCCGGGAACAGGGGGGCUGCUCCGAAAAGAUUGACUGGGAAGCCUUUGCCAGGGUUAUCAAACACAGUUAAUGUAUUCAGUUUGACUGUUCCUAAAGGAGAGGAGAAGAGGGCACAAAUUUUCCUGGAUAGAGUGAAGACUGUUCUGGAAGCUGAGCCAGGGAGAUUGGUGCUGUGA